AUGUCGUAUUUGCGGAUACUCGCACUACUCGGUAUCGUUGCAUUUUAUGCCGAUGCGGGUAUUAUUGGCAGCGUGCAGGGUGUUACUGCAACGGGUAGACUUGCCUGUGGUACGAAAUCCGUGCGUGAUGUUGAAAUAAAACUUUGGGAAGAGGACACUGAAUCUUUAUCACUGCCUGCGAAAAAAAUAACACUUAAAUUUUCAGGCGAUCCGGAUGAUUUGCUAAAUACGACCAGAUCAGAUGAAAAAGGUAAUUUCAAAAUAUACGGCCAGGAUAAGGAAGUUACGGCAAUUGAGCCAUACUUAGUCAUCGAACACAGUUGCGAAAAUGGUGUCAUCAAUCCGGUCAGUGUUUUUUUCUGA
Messenger RNA from Gongylonema pulchrum, 363 nucleotides. NCBI's taxonomy places the organism in Eukaryota, Metazoa, Nematoda, Chromadorea, Rhabditida, Gongylonematidae. The record is from the annotation of a GenBank genome assembly.